This is a messenger RNA of Desarmillaria tabescens, 1262 nucleotides long. Its product is annotated as pyrroline-5-carboxylate reductase. Lineage: Eukaryota; Fungi; Basidiomycota; Agaricomycetes; Agaricales; Physalacriaceae. The record is from RefSeq and is a predicted model, not a curated record. The transcript is spliced from 6 exons. The coding region runs from base 67 to 1167 and encodes 366 amino acids. Gene Ontology annotation, biological process: L-proline biosynthetic process. Gene Ontology annotation, molecular function: pyrroline-5-carboxylate reductase activity.
AGCUGCUCAAAAUUUCUGUUUCUUGACAUUCAAGACGAACAUUGACAAGUAUAUUUCUUUUCCUCAAUGGGCUACACUCUUUGUGUUAUAGGAUGCGGCACUAUGGGCAUCGCCAUUCUGUCUGGUGUCGUUGACAGUCUCGAUGUGCACUCUCGCGUCCCAGCUGCACUGCAGAAAUGGGAGUCACAUACUCCGGGAACUAUGACUCCAGUGGGAUCACCGGAUGCAUCUACUCCAACCCGAUUUAUCGCUUGUGUGAGCCAAACUAAAAGCGCUGCUAAACUCAGGACAGUAUUCGACGGUCUUGGGCUUAUGGGUAAAAGUAUCGAAGUCGUGGCCUCGAAAAAUGUAGACGCUGUAAAGCAGUCUGAUGUUAUUCUACUUUGCUGCAAGCCACAGCUUGCACAUUCAAUCCUCUCAGAGCCCGGGCUCAGUGAAGCCCUCGAAGGGAAACUCUUAAUCAGUAUUCUCGCUGGUGUCACCAUAUCGCAACUCACCACCUGGGUUCAUCCGCAAACCAGGGUCAUCCGCGCCAUGCCCAAUACACCUUGCAAGAUCCGCGAGGGCAUGACGGUUGUGUCAUCAAUUUCUGCCUCUGAAAAUAUGGAAGUGGAUCAUGCCAUAAUCCUUAAAAUUUUCUCUUCCAUUGGUCGAUGUCGUUUCUUGGAAGAAAAACAUUUUGAUGCUUGUACCGCACUUUCAGGUUCGGGUCCUGCUUUUGCAUGUAUCUUCCUGGAAGCUAUGGCAGAUGGAGGCGUUAUGAUGGGGCUUCCUAGGGCGGAGGCACUAGAAUUGGCAGCACAAACACUACAAGGGGCAGCCCGCAUGGUGCUUCAGGCUGGAGCUCAUCCUGCGCAGAUCAAAGAUUCUGUUACAACUCCGGGUGGAUGCACUAUUGCCGGUCUGCUGGCAUUAGAAGAUGGGAAAGUCCGUUCAACAAUAGCAAGAGGAAUUCAGAUAGCAACCGAACGAGCUAGUGAACUCGGUCAACCGGCCAAAGUAGUAGAUGGUCAGAUUUCGCUGAAGCUCUGGGCACAACAGCUCAAAGGCACGAGGGAGCAAAAAUUCAUUACCGAGAUGAUGCUGAUUUAUCUUGGUCACAAGCUGCACACGUGUUCGUCGCGCUGUAGCUUGCUAACAUUGGAAUUAUUCAAAAGUAUGAUUUAGGAUCUUACGGCUUUUUGCGAAUGCUAUGGAAGAAUUUUGUAAUACUGGCUGAUUUCUAUCUUCGAAAAAGACCAUAAAUUCAUCAGAAGACGACG